This is a messenger RNA of Sesamum indicum (sesame), 1535 nucleotides long. RefSeq names its product Protein phosphatase 2C family protein. The record is from RefSeq and is a predicted model, not a curated record. NCBI's taxonomy places the organism in Eukaryota, Viridiplantae, Streptophyta, Magnoliopsida, Lamiales, Pedaliaceae. Gene Ontology annotation, molecular function: cation binding; protein serine/threonine phosphatase activity. Gene Ontology annotation, biological process: protein dephosphorylation.
UCAAAGAUUAAAAUUCUUUGCAUUUAGCGACUCUAAUUGUUUCUUCACGAAUGGAAAAAAAUUGGGUCUUGAGCUCAAAACAAAAAGAAUACUUGGGUUAGGAAAAAAACCAGUUUGGAAUAGUCGAUCAGGGGUAGAGAAGGAUCAAAUGGCCCCAGGCGCUGAUGCGAUGCCCUGUCAAGGUAAACUAGGUAAUGGCUUGGGCAAAGAAAAUGGAAAGAAAAGUGACGAGGAAUGUAACGAUUUCGGACAAGCAAAAGUAGCACGACCGCCGUUGAUGCGGCAUUGCAUCAGUCAUGCAACUUUGGCUGAUCCCUUUGCUUUGGAAUGUCCUGUUGUAAAUGGUGUAAAGUCAUUAGGCAAGGAUUCUGGAUUUAUACCUAUGUUUCGUUCCGGAAGCUGCUCUGAGAUGGGUCCGAAGCCAUACAUGGAGGAUGAGUACAUUUGUGUGGAUAAUCUUUCUGACCACCUUGGUACACUUAAUGCUUUCCCCUCUGCUGGAGCAUUUUAUGGGGUAUUUGAUGGUCAUGGGGGUAGAGACGCUGCCUCUUUCACGAGGAAGAACAUUCUUAACUUUAUUACUGAGGAUUUCCAUUUUCCAGGCGGGGUUAAAAGAGCACUAAAGAAUGCUUUUGUGAAAGCCGAUCAUGCACUGGCAGAUGCCAAAAAUCUUGAUCAUUCAUCUGGCACUACUGCCCUCACUGCUCUCAUUUUGGGAAGGACUAUGAUAAUCGCUAAUGCUGGGGAUUCUCGGGCUGUGCUUGGGAAGAGAGGAAGAGCAAUAGAGUUGUCUAAAGAUCACAAGCCCAAUUGUACAUCUGAAAGACUUAGAAUAGAGAAGUUGGGGGGUGUGAUCUAUGACGGCUACCUCAAUGGCCAACUCUCUGUGGCACGGGCUCUCGGGGACUGGCACAUGAAGGGUCCUAAAGGUUCAACAUGCCCCUUAAGCUCAGAACCUGAGCUAGAGGAGAUGGUUCUAACAGAAGAAGACGAGUUCCUAAUAAUUGGAUGUGAUGGGCUGUGGGAUGUGAUGAGUAGCCAAUACGCUGUAACAAUUGUAAGGAAGGAGCUUAUGAUGCAUAAUGAUCCUGACAAGUGUUCGAGAGUGCUUGUCAGGGAAGCUCUCAAGCGCAACACAUGUGACAAUCUAACGGUUCUGGUUGUCUGUUUCUCAUCAGAUCCUCCGCCACGUAUUGAAAUUCCAAAAUCACAUAAGCGGAGGAGCAUAUCAGCUGAAGGGUUAGACCUUUUAAAGGGUGUCUUGAGUAAUGUUUGAAAUAGGAUAGAAUUCUUACAAACUUGGCGAACUCGUUCUGUGGGUCCCAUAAGUUAGGUAUUAAUGGGCCAGAAAUGCAGUUUUUCCAACUUGGUAGGUAGUUUUGUAGAAUUUUCUUGGCCCAACAACGACAAAUAGUGAGAAGAUUAUGUGCACCUGAGCUGAUAUGGUCGAUAUUAGUUUAGCCCUUAAGUAGUUGGGAUUAGAAUUUUUUUAGUUGUUACCACUCUUAGAAUGUGAUUUUAAUAAGAAUUGCAAU